Messenger RNA from Vollenhovia emeryi, 1606 nucleotides. Its product is annotated as nuclear receptor-binding protein homolog. Gene Ontology annotation, molecular function: protein serine/threonine kinase activity; ATP binding. Lineage: Eukaryota; Metazoa; Arthropoda; Insecta; Hymenoptera; Formicidae. Gene Ontology annotation, biological process: endoplasmic reticulum to Golgi vesicle-mediated transport; protein phosphorylation; intracellular signal transduction. The record is from RefSeq and is a predicted model, not a curated record. The transcript is spliced from 5 exons. Bases 218 to 973 code for a protein of 251 amino acids. Gene Ontology annotation, cellular component: cytoplasm; endomembrane system.
GCCACUGCCGCUAUAACCGACGUCGACGACGCCGACGCUGCCGCCGCCGCCGCUAUUCUCCGCGUGCACCCACUAGCCCCACUCGCCAGUAGGUCGCCGAUCAUCGUGGCAAGUCGCUGAAUGCAAGGCUAGAAGAGAGCACCGCACUGGAGAUCGUCACCAAUGAGUUUGGCCUGCUGUUCGCUGCUGCCUCUCUAACUAAUCGCAAGCGUGUGUGAUGCCCGGGAGCCGCUCCAGCACGGACCCAGAGCACAAGUCACCGCGGGAAAGUGGUGAAGACUCGGAGGAUGAGAGCGAGAUCCUGGAGGAGAGCCCGUGCGGGCGGUGGCUUAAGCGCCGGGAAGAGGUAUAUGUAGGUUCCAAAUCGACGUUAGCCGAAGGCUCGACGAGCUUUGGAUCAACGAGAGGAACUGAAAACGAAAUUACCGAAAUGGAAGUGGGACAGAGAGAUGUCCCAGGAAUUGACUGUGCCUAUCUGGCGAUGGAUACAGAGGAGGGUGUCGAAGUCGUGUGGAAUGAAGUGCAAUUUUCGGAAAGGAAAAACUUCAAGGCCCAGGAAGAAAAGAUACAGCUCGUUUUUGAGAACCUCACGCAAUUGGAGCACCCUAACAUUGUUAAAUUUCAUAGGUAUUGGACAGAUACCCAUAAUGACAAGCCCCGAGUUAUAUUUAUAACGGAAUAUAUGUCAUCUGGGUCCCUGAAACAGUUCCUAAAGCGAACAAAACGCAAUGUAAAAAAGUUGCCUCUACAAGCGUGGAAACGGUGGUGUACGCAAAUACUUUCUGCACUCAGUUAUUUGCAUUCCUGUUCACCUCCUAUUAUACAUGGGAAUCUUACCUGUGACACAAUAUUUAUCCAACAUAAUGGACUUGUAAAAAUUGGUUCAGGUAAGUGUUGUGUAAGAAGGAAGAAAAAUAGAGAGAACUUCUCCUCUUGCUACAUAAUGUGUACAGCGAUAUCAUUUUAUAUCUAAACAAAGACAGCAUGCCUGAAUUUAUAUAAUAUUAUCUGAACUUGUGUGGUAAAUUUAAAUUACUACACGGUAGGAUUGCUGUUCUCUGAACGAAAAUAGUUAAUAUGCAACAGGAUAAGGUUGUAUGUGUGUGAGAUAUCUUUCAUCUUCUCAUUCACAGGGUUGUCAGAAACUUGCAUCUACAUUUCGUUGCAAUUUCUCGUAUUUUGAGAAAUACAAAGACAGUAGCGAUUACAUUUCUUACUAAGUAUUCUGUCUUUUUGUUUAUAUAAAGUGUUAGAGAAGAUACAGGUCUUAGAAGGUAUAUCCACUGAAAUGAGUGAGAAAUAAUCCAUGCUAAUAUUUUUUGCUCAAUUUAGUAAUUCACCACAUGUCUUCUAAGUGUCAAAUCUCUUUUAGCAUCUAUAUAAUACGCAUAAAUGAAGUAGAUGCUUUUAGAUUUGCCAUCAUAUGCUUAUUUAUUCAUUACUCAGCCGAGACAAAUAAUAAUUAUGACUCAGUUCCUGAAUGAACAAUAUGACAAUAUGAUUCAUUGUUGUGUGCCAAUAUAGGUGCUCCUCUAAUGGUUUUGACGCACAAACAUCAUGGAAAUAUUUAUUUACGUGCAUAUGUAUAUUAAGUUAUGUCUUACAA